This is a messenger RNA of Rhipicephalus sanguineus (brown dog tick), 2538 nucleotides long. RefSeq lists its product as uncharacterized. Bases 42 to 1736 code for a protein of 564 amino acids. Lineage: Eukaryota; Metazoa; Arthropoda; Arachnida; Ixodida; Ixodidae. The transcript has 5 exons. The record is from RefSeq and is a predicted model, not a curated record.
UCUCACCAGCUAGUUUCACUACGCCACCGCUGCCGUGAUGCAUGCCGGUAGUUGUAGUCAUCCGUCCGCGCGCCCGUGUAUUCGUUGCUGCGGCGGGCCGCACCGCAGUGAGAUUUAUUAACUUUCAUUUAUUUUCCGCGAUGGGUGGAUUCACAUGUUGUGUUCCUGGAUGCUUCAACAACAGUUCGAAACGAAAGGGCCUCGGAUUUUACGUGUUCCCGAAAGAGACGAAGCUUCGGCAGCUUUGGCUGCAGCGUAUCAACAGAGCUGGACAGCGUGGCAAGUUCUCAAAGUUCGUGCCCACAACAGGCCACAGAGUUUGCGGCGAACACUUCGAAGGAGGGAAGAAAACGUAUAUGGUUCGGGUACCGACAGUCUUUCCACUUAAGCAAAAAAUUAUAAAGAAGCGUCGACAAAUUCAAGUGAAGCGCACUCUACCUGCCAACCGUGUUGAAGUGCAACAGCCACACAGCGAGGAAACAUCAAAUGAUGAAAACAGCACCGACUUGUGCAGUGCCACUGAGAACACUGCUUGUGAUACAUUCGAAGAACACUCAUAUACAUAUCAUGAGCACAAUGAAAAUGAUCUGCUAAAGAGGCAGCAAGAAUCCAUUCACCAUCUUGAGCAGGAACUAGAAAAAGCUAAAGCAGUAAUUACUGCAUUGAAGAAGGAGUUAGAGGAGAAAACAAAGGCUAAUGCAGAUUCAGCAAGGCUGUAUAACCGCCUUCAGCAAAAGAACAGAUGUUUGGUGCUUGAAAUAUCACGUUUGAGUGGUUGCCUCAGAAAGGCCUCCAAAACAAAAAGAACAGAGUUUGAAUACGAUGUCUUGGCUCAGAACGAAAAGAGACUGCGCUACUAUACUGGAUUCGCAUCACGCCUGCAUUUGGAGGCAUUUUGGUCGCUGUUAGAAGACGACGUGAACAGCCUGCAAUUUUGGAAUAUGAAAGGAACUGCAAAUGAAGACAGAAAGUUUCUGCUGCCGCUCAAGACACAGUUAAUAAUUGUGCUUAUGAGACUUCGGCUGGGACUUGACGGAGCCGACCUUGCAUUCAGGUUUGAUGUGUCGGAGAGCACGGUGUCCCGCCUAUGGGUAACCUGGCUUGACUUCCUACACAACAAGCUACGCCAGGUGCCCACAUGGAUGCCACCAGAUCUGUGUGACAAGUAUCGCCCACAAGCCUUCCUUUCCAAGGGAUUCAACACCGUGGACGGUAUCCUCGACUGCACAGAGAUCUUCAUUGAAACACCGUCAUCUUUUCGCGUUCAAAGUGAGACGUAUUCGUUGUACAAGAAGCACAAUACCGCCAAGGGACUGAUUGUUUGCAGCCCCAACGGAUUUGUGACAUUUGUCUCGGACCUAGCACCUGGCCGUUUGUCGGACAAGGCCUUGACCAAUCACUGUGGAAUCUUAGAUAAAUUCACUCCUGGGCGCAGCAUCAUGGCCGAUAGGGGAUUCACUAUUGCAGAUGAAUGUAAGACACGUUCGUUAGGUCUCAACAUUCCUCCUUUUAUGGGUGGACGGCCGCAGCUGUCAGAAAAAGACGAAGAGGAAACAAGACGAAUCGCAAGCGUGCGAAUACAUGUUGAGAGAGUCAUCAGGAGGGUGAAAACCUUCAGAAUACUAUCACAGAUUUUCCCAAACAGUAUGGCUGAACAACUCAACAAAGUGUGGCAGAUCUGUGCCCUGUUGUCUAACUUCAUUGAUUCACCUUUGCUGAAAACUACACCCAGCUGAACACUAGAAAAACUGCUUUUUGAGAUGGUCAGGAAAAUUUAGACAUUGUCAAAAGUUAAUGCCAAACUCUUGUUUCAGUGGCUCCAUUGUGUGCGUCUCUGCUCCUUGAUCUUCCCGUAAAAAUUUGUACAGCAAAAGCUUGUUGAUUCAUAUCUCACAGGACCGAAAAAAAUAUCCGAAUUGACUAAAUUCUGAAUUAUCGAAAGUAUCAAGAAAAAAAAUUAAGUGUGUGUAAUGUCAAUACACUUCUAUUUUCUUGACGAAUAAGUAAAUCCUGCACUUUUCAUAAGAGCAGUUUAAAAGCAGUAAUUUUCGCCACUUGUGACCUUGUCUACAAUGUAACCGCGGCUCACGACCUUCCUGUCUUCACUAACCCGAAACGUGCUACCUCAAAAUUAACUGGAAACAUUGUUCCCAUACAGUUCACGCUGAUGGCAGUAGUGAUGCAGAUUGCACCACCUCGUUUCGGUUGCCUGCGAACACUGUUGUCGCUCCUUUGCACCACACGAUUGUGGUGCUUCGUGUGGGGUGCGCUUUGAGAAUCGUCCGAAUUAACCGGGUUGCGGCCAAUCAUGACCGAAUUAAGGAGGGUUUGAUUCCAUUAAACAACACUUAUGCUGGCCGGGGCCAGAGAGCGCGCCUGAAUUAUCUGAUUUUACGAAUUAAUGGCUUUCAAAUUAACAAGAUUUUACUGUAUUUAUUAAUAUGCGAGAUUAGCACUCAUGUCCUAACCUCACAUGUUUUCAGUUAGCUAGCACUUUUUCAUUCAGACAUCUGAAUACUUCUGCAUGAUCAAACAAGG